This is a messenger RNA of Alternaria postmessia, 1647 nucleotides long. RefSeq lists its product as uncharacterized. Gene Ontology annotation, biological process: carbohydrate metabolic process. The record is from RefSeq and is a predicted model, not a curated record. The transcript is spliced from 2 exons. Bases 1 to 1647 code for a protein of 548 amino acids. NCBI's taxonomy places the organism in Eukaryota, Fungi, Ascomycota, Dothideomycetes, Pleosporales, Pleosporaceae.
AUGAAGUCUCCACUAGCAUCCUUGUCCUUGGGGGCUCUGUUUACCUUGCCAUCGGCCUUCGCUGGACUGAAUAAUGUUGGAGAGCAAGAGCCUCUAAGACCCCCCAUCGACCCGCUCAAGUACAAGGCAGCAUGUCCCGACUACAAGAACUAUGCGAUGCGACCACACCCACCGUAUAGCGCAGGUCCCAUGGAACUACCCUUCCAACGGCCAUCCAAGUACUGCCGAACCUUCGAAUCGCCUCUCGUCGAGAAGGUCAUCGAUGACAUGAAUGAAAAGAUAGUCGACAAGGACCUUGCUCGUCUGUUCGAAAAUGCCUUCCCCAACACAUUGGACACAACGGUACGCUGGCACGUUGACGGGACUGUUAAGCACAAGUCCUCGAGACGAAGCUGGGACCCAGCAGCGUGGAAGGGUGCGCAAAGCUUCAUUGUCACAGGAGAUAUCAACGCCGAGUGGUUGCGCGACUCUACAAACCAACUAGCGCAGUAUCAGCUGCUGGCCAAGAAAGACAAGGACAUACACCAGCUCAUUUUGGGAGCCAUCAAUACACAGGCAGAGUACGUCAUUGGCUCACCCUACUGCAAUGCCUUCCAGCCCCCUCCGCCGAGUGGGCUGAAACCGACCUUCCAAGGCGAUGGCGACAACGUACAUCCAAACUACGAACAGUCGUUCGUCUUCGAAUGCAAGUACGAACUCGAUUCGCUUGCGCAUUUCCUCUCCUUGUCCAAUCAAUUCCACAACCACACCGACUCCACAGAAUUCAUCAACGGCCGCUGGCUGCUCGCUCUUGACACUUUGCUCAACGUGCUCCAGCAGCAGUCGAAGCCUACCUUCAACGAGGAGACAGGCGCAUACCAAGGCAACGAAUAUACAUGGCAGCGCCAAACCAACAUCGGUACCGAAACACUCAGCUUAAGCGGUCUCGGCAACCCACUCAAUGGCGGUACAGGGCUCGUCCGCUCUGCUUUUCGUCCCAGCGACGAUGCCACAAUCCUUGGCUUCUUCAUUCCCGCCAAUGCCAUGAUCGCCGUGGAACUACUGCGCACAGCUGCCAUUCUCAAGAAAGCAGGAAAGAAACACAUUGCAGCAGAAGUGCAGACUUGGGGCGAGAGAAUCCAGAAAGGUGUAUGGGAACACGGCGUCGUGACGCACAAGAAGUAUGGCGAGGUUUUUGCCUUUGAAGUCGACGGCUACGGGUCUUCCAUCUUGAUGGACGAUGCCAACCUGCCCUCUCUACUCGCUCUACCUCUCCUCGGCUUCACGGAUGCAGACAAUAAAAUCUACAAAAACACCCGUAAGAUGAUACUCGAAAAGAACGGCAACCCAUAUUACCUCACCGGUUCCGACUUUGCGGGUAUUGGCGGCCCUCACGUUGGUGUACGAAAUGCUUGGCCUAUGGCUGUCCUUGUGCAAGCCAUGACCUCAGACGAUGACGAAGAGAUCAUGACAUGCCUUGCUGCGGUCAAGAAUGUGAGUAGCUUGGGUCUGGUGCAUGAGAGUGUAAAUGUGCAGUCUGGGAAGUCGUAUACACGCAGUUGGUUUGCAUGGGCGAAUUCGGUCUUUGCGCAGACCGUGUUGGAUUUGGCGCAAAGGAAGCCACAUUUGCUCUUUGGUAAAGGGGUGGAGGCGUACACUGUUGGUUAA